This is a messenger RNA of Brachypodium distachyon (stiff brome), 3391 nucleotides long. Its product is annotated as calcium-transporting ATPase 3, plasma membrane-type. The transcript has 7 exons. Gene Ontology annotation, biological process: calcium ion transmembrane transport. Gene Ontology annotation, cellular component: membrane; intracellular membrane-bounded organelle. Gene Ontology annotation, molecular function: P-type calcium transporter activity; ATP hydrolysis activity; ATP binding. Bases 34 to 3210 code for a protein of 1058 amino acids. The record is from RefSeq and is a predicted model, not a curated record. Lineage: Eukaryota; Viridiplantae; Streptophyta; Magnoliopsida; Poales; Poaceae.
UGAUGCGUCCGGAAUAUCUAAAGUAAAAACAAAAUGCACAACGGCGUUCUGUGCGUUUGCCUCUUUGCUCGGCCCCUCCAGCUCGCCUUCUCCCUCCCCGGCACAGCGUCAUCCCCCGCACCGCAAGCUCUCCCCUGCCGUCGAAUCCCACCUAACCCAUGGGCGCGCCCGGGUUUCGGCGCGACGACGGUAACGCUGCGGCGGUCGUGUCGCCGGAAGCCGUGCUGUGGAGUGGAGAGCUCCGACCGCCGCUUCCCCUUUGCCGCCGCCGGAGAGCUCUCCAACUCCAAUCGAGCUCAACAUGAGAAGCCGCGGGUUUCUGUAUUUGCAUCCAAAGGCGCUGUGCAGUUACAAAAUGGUAUUUCACUUCAGAAUGAGUACGUUGUUCCUGAAGAUGUUAAAGCUGCAGGAUUUCGGAUUGAUCCCGAUGAACUGACAUCUAUUGUUGAAAGUCGUGACACUAAAAGGUUGACUGCACAAGGCCAAUCAGCUGGAAUUGCAGAUAAGUUAGCAACAUCAUUGACUGAUGGGAUUAGUACAGAUGAGGACCUCUUGAAUCGGAGGCAGGAAAUAUAUGGAGUAAACAAGUUUGCUGAGAGUGAGGUCCGCGGCCUCUGGGAGUUCGUAUCGGAAGCACUGCAAGAUACUACUCUUAUCAUUCUUACUGCAUGUGCUUUUGUCUCCUUGGCUGUUGGCACUGCCACAGAAGGUUGGCCAAAUGGCUCCCAUGAUGGCAUUGGAAUUGUUGCGAGUAUCCUGCUUGUCAUUUCUGUUAGCGCAACAAGUGACUAUCAGCAGUCUUUGCAAUUCAGGGAUCUGGACAGAGAGAAAAGGAAAAUUCUUGUUCAAGUUACAAGGAACGAAUUCAGACAAAGGAUGUUGAUAGAUGAUCUUCUUCCCGGUGAUGUUGUUCAUCUAGCAGUUGGAGAUCAGGUUCCUGCGGACGGUCUCUUCAUUUCUGGAUUUUCUGUUUUGGUCGACGAGUCCAGUCUAACUGGAGAGAGUGAACCUGUUGAUGUAAAUGAAGGCAAACCUUUUCUUUUAUCAGGGACCAAAGUCCUAGAUGGGUCCUGCCAAAUGCUGGUUACAGCGGUUGGGAUGCGGACACAAUGGGGCAAACUAAUGGCUGCUCUCACCGAAGGUGGGAAUGAUGAAACUCCACUGCAAGUUAAACUAAAUGGAGUUGCGAAUAUUAUUGGGAAAAUCGGUCUAUUCUUUGCUGUCUUAACUUUCAUUGUCCUCUCACAAGGGUUAAUUGGUCAAAAAUAUCAUGAAGGGCUUCUUUUAAGCUGGUCUGGAGAUGAUGUGCUAGAGAUAUUGAAUCAUUUUGCUGUUGCAGUUACAAUUGUUGUUGUUGCGGUGCCUGAGGGAUUGCCAUUAGCAGUCACACUAAGCCUUGCAUAUGCAAUGAAAAAAAUGAUGAACGACAAGGCACUGGUCCGGCAGUUGGCUGCUUGCGAAACUAUGGGAUCAUCAACAGUCAUUUGCAGUGACAAGACAGGAACACUGACAACCAAUCGCAUGACUGUUGUCAAGGCCUGCAUAUGUGGAAACACCGUGGAAGUUAAUGAUCUGCUGAUUCCUUCUAGUUUGUCUCCAAAAAUCCCAGGGAUUGCUGCACAAACUCUUCUGGAGUCUAUAUUUAACAACACUGGUGGUGAAGUGGUGAUUAACCAAGAUGGGAAGCCUGAUAUACUUGGUACCCCCACUGAAGCAGCUUUGUUGGAAUUUGCACUGUCAUUAGAUGGAAAAUAUAAACAAAAACGUCAGGAAACUAAGAUUGUUAAAGUGGAGCCUUUCAAUUCAACCAAGAAGAGGAUGAGUGUUAUUCUCGAGCUUCCUGGAGGAGGAUACCGUGCACAUUGUAAGGGUGCUUCAGAAAUAGUAUUGGCUGCCUGUGAUAAGUUCAUAGAUGAUAGAGGUAGUAUUGUUCCCCUUGAUAGAAAAACUGCUGACAAGUUCAACGGUAUCAUUGAAACCUUUUCUAGUGAAGCACUUAGGACACUCUGCCUUGCUUAUAAGGCAUUGGAACAUGGUUUUAAUCACGAGGAAAUACCACUACAAGGAUACACAUUCAUUGGCAUUGUCGGUAUUAAAGACCCUGUGCGUCCGGGUGUCAGGGAAUCUGUGGCAAGUUGCCGGUCCGCUGGUAUUGCAGUGAAAAUGGUUACAGGAGACAAUAUUAAUACAGCAAGGGCAAUUGCUCGUGAAUGUGGUAUACUUACUGAUGGUCUUGCCAUUGAAGGUGCCGAGUUCAGAGAGAAAACCCCCAAAGAACUCCUUGAGCUGAUUCCUAAAAUCCAGGUACUAGCCCGGUCGUCACCACUUGAUAAGCAUACACUUGUGAAGCACUUGCGUACAACGUUCAAUGAAGUUGUUGCUGUGACUGGUGAUGGCACUAAUGACGCACCUGCACUACGUGAGGCAGAUAUUGGACUUGCCAUGGGCAUUGCAGGGACAGAGGUAGCGAAAGAGAGUGCCGAUGUCGUAAUUCUGGAUGACAACUUCUCCACAAUUGUUACUGUUGCAAAAUGGGGACGCUCUGUUUACGUAAACAUCCAAAAGUUUGUGCAGUUCCAGCUGACUGUUAAUGUUGUUGCUUUACUAGUUAACUUCUCGUCUGCAUGCUUUACAGGAGAUGCACCACUAACAGCUGUUCAACUCCUUUGGGUCAACAUGAUCAUGGACACCCUAGGGGCGCUAGCACUUGCCACCGAACCACCUAAUGAUAACUUGAUGAAGAAAGCACCAGUAGGAAGGACAGGGAAAUUCAUCACAAAUGUGAUGUGGAGGAAUAUUCUGGGGCAGUCAUUAUACCAAUUCACCGUCAUCUGGUAUCUACAAACUCAAGGGAGAUACAUAUUUGGGCUUGAAGGUUCCCAGUCUGAUAUCGUUGUAAAUACAAUCAUAUUCAACACUUUUGUCUUUUGCCAGGUGUUCAAUGAGGUAAGCUCGAGAGAGAUGGAGGAGGUCAAUGUUCUGAAGGGCCUGUCGGAGAACUCUAUUUUCAUAGGCGUCCUCACUGGCACCAUCAUCUUCCAGUUCAUCCUGGUCCAGUUCCUGGGCGACUUUGCAAACACCACACCUCUGACCCAGCAACAGUGGCUCCUUUGUGUCCUCUUUGGCUUCCUUGGAAUGCCCAUCGCUGCUGCGAUCAAGUUGAUUCCUGUGCAACCUCGUAAAGAAGAUGACAAACAUACAGCGUCAUAGGCUACACCAGGAACUCUGGCAAUGUAUAUAGGGUCCUGGUGAGCUGAUGAUGGUCAGUAAAUUAUCAUUUUUCAUGUAGUGUGUACAAUAAUGUUGGGCUGGCACAAGAUUGGCAGCAUAUUGCAAAGAAACGUUCAGUUCAAUGCACUUUCUGCAUGCCCCAGAUCAGCCAUGCAGUACA